GCCUACAGAAGAAGAAAAGACGCCUGGCAGGUUGCAAAGUGAGCACAGUCGUGCGGGAUGAUUUCGCUUCACAGAGGUUUGCUCGGUGGGCUCGUUUUCGUCAUGCUGUCCUACGUGCUGUCACGCCGUUUGGGGCAGGUUCUAGCGGAAGUGAAUGGAAGGUCUUACCCGACCUUUGAUUCCAUUUUUCGGACUUUCACCACCUCAAGUCCAAAAUGCGGAGAGGAAUCCUUCACCGGUAACAGUAUUUCCUGCUUCAGUGGUGACCUACUCGCAGCUGAAGACCAUGCUGUCCAGUGGGGACAUCCAGCUGUUUGACGUGAGAAAUCCUGACGAAUAUCGGGCUGGACGUAUUCCAGAUGCUGUCAACAUCCCCCUGGGCAUCCUGGAGGAGUCUCUGAAGCUGUCCCCAGAGCAAUUUCAGCGGAAAUUUGACGUGAGGGCACCUGGGAAAGAUGACAACAACAUCGUGUUUCACUGCAGAAGUGGCACCCGGAGCUCCAAUGCUCUGACUAUCGCCCAUCAGCUGGGAUUUAGCAGGGCGAGACAUUUUCAAGGAGGGUACAGUGAGUGGGCAGAGCAUGAAGGGAAAUGAAUCUGGGCUGGAUCCUGCACUUUAGUUGCAUAUCUUUAUUUUAAUAAAACACAGCCAAUACAAAACUGCAGAAUAUAAAGGAGAGUUGACAUGUCUGUUAUGUUUGAGAAACACACUCUUACAUGCAGUUGACUGUUUCGCUGUAGGUAACUACACUAAUUCUUGACCAUGUUACACUCUUCAGCUACUGAUUCAACCCUGUUGUUAAGGUUUUCUGUGUGCUGUGUAACCUUUCUGUUCUGAUACACUGAUUAAAGUGAAAAGUGCUUGUGUUAAUUAAA
Molecule: messenger RNA, 876 nt
Organism: Scatophagus argus
Lineage: Eukaryota; Metazoa; Chordata; Actinopteri; Scatophagidae
Product: thiosulfate:glutathione sulfurtransferase
Exons: 4
Coding region: 155-595 (146 amino acids)
Cellular component (GO): mitochondrion
Molecular function (GO): thiosulfate-cyanide sulfurtransferase activity
Source: RefSeq, a predicted model, not a curated record